AUGUUAAUAUUUAUAUCUCCCAACAAAGCCAUUCGUUUGCAUUCAGACCCCGAGUACGCCAACUGCACCCCUCCCUGUAGGGCACCCGACGGACUCAAUGCCCAGGACGAGGUCUAUGAGAUACAACUAUUUCACGUGGGCCAGUGGCACGUUAGGGGCUUUUAUGAUAUCACUUCCUUGUACUGUCAGGUGCAGUAUGCGAAGGACUACCCGGUUGUGUGGACUAAAGUGAAUCACGACAACCCCAACAACCACUUAUUUAUCUCCCGGGGCUCGACCACUAUUAUACCCGACAGUCGCUACUCCGUGCGAUUCGAUGAAAAGCAAUCCAUUUAUACGUUAGUUAUAUCCAAAGUACAAGAGAUCGAUUCCGGGGAAUACCGGUGCGAAAUCACUACUGGCAUCUCCAGCAAAGUCUCGGCUGACGUUAACGUGUUCAUACAAAUCCCUCCAGUGAUCAGUGAUAACAGCACUCGAAGUGUGAUUACAUAUGUGGGCGCAAACGUAACCCUCCAAUGCUAUGCAUCAGGUUAUCCGCCGCCACUUAUCUCCUGGCGUCGGGAGCAAAACCAACUGCUCCCGAAUGGGAUGGCGUACUAUAGGGGUAAUAGUCUGCGGUUAGACAACAUCACCAAAGACACGAGAGGCACCUAUUACUGUGUCGCUGACAACGGUGUCAGUAGUGGUGCGCGAAGACAUAUUGGGGUGGAGGUGGAGUUCCCGCCGUUUAUAUCCAUAGCUCGACCACAGACAGGUCAGGCCCUACAAUAUGACGCUGACCUGCACUGUCAUAUUGAGGCGUUCCCGAGUCCCAGUGUUUUGUGGCUAAAGGACGGGCAGCUUUUGAAUGACAACCAACACUACCAGAUCUCCAUCUUUGCCAGAAGUGACGAAUUCACGGACACAACACUCCGUGUGAAGCGUAUUGAGAAGAGGCAGUACGGGCUGUACUCGUGUCGGGCCGUCAAUAAGUUGGGGUUCAGGGAGGAAGUGAUUGAAUUGGUUGAGACGGUGAACGUCGUGUGUCCGCCCGCUUGUAAUGUAGGCCUUCAAUACACUUCAGACGCCUUCAGAAUCUUGUCGUCCUUUUUACAUAAAAUAGCCGUUCCUUUGAGUCUCAUUCUCAGCACCAGAUAUAUUGGAUUUGCUUAGCCCAGAGUACCUCAAGAGUUAUGUUUUCCACAAAAUGUUUAUAUUUAAUCAUAACAGACAACAUUUUAUAUAGUAUUCAUAAAACUUUAUUUACAAAAAACUGAUUUUAUUUCAAUUAUAAUGUGAGUCAAUGCAUUGAGCUGUCGAUGAAUCUCAUUUAAAGGCAAAUUGAGUGCAAUCAUUGAUACUUUCAUAGAUGAGA
Messenger RNA from Oppiella nova, 1354 nucleotides. Lineage: Eukaryota; Metazoa; Arthropoda; Arachnida; Sarcoptiformes; Oppiidae. The record is from the annotation of a GenBank genome assembly.